GCGUCGCGGAAGAAUGUCUGCUUCUUCGCGAGGUCCUCGAGGUACUCCUUGACGCCGACGACCUGGGCCGCGCCCUUGGGGUACUUGAGCUUGUUGGCGGCGGCGUUCUUCUUCUUGUCGGCCUGCAUCUUCUUCCACUGGGCGGCCGAGAGGCCGUCGGGGACGUACCUGUGAAGGGUUUCGCGUGACCGGCGGCGCGACGACGUAGCGGCGGCGGCGCGGCGGCGUGGCGCGUGUCGCGGGUUCUAACAGCGCGUUGCGAAACAGUGUAGUGGUGGGCUGGUACGCAGCCGGCCGGGCGCGGAUACGCCGCGGGUGUACACUACUUGCAUGCAUGACUUUUCAGGCGUGCAAGAAGGCGCGAACGGCUACUGCGUGCUGCUGCGCGGCUCGGCCGCGGCCGCCGGCGCGGUUUCGAGGCAGCAUGCGCCUUACGUGGUGA
Pelagomonas calceolata is the source of this 442-nucleotide messenger RNA. Lineage: Eukaryota; Pelagophyceae; Pelagomonadales; Pelagomonadaceae. The record is from the annotation of a GenBank genome assembly.